Rotaria sordida is the source of this 693-nucleotide messenger RNA. Lineage: Eukaryota; Metazoa; Rotifera; Eurotatoria; Philodinida; Philodinidae. The record is from the annotation of a GenBank genome assembly.
AUGACACCAUAUUUAUCUCCUAUGAAUUUGCUGAUAGUUACAUUAUGGUACUUAAAACAUUACCAUUGUGAACAUUAUAUUGCGACAAAAGUGAAUUUGACACAACAAGCAGUGAAUUAUUUCUUAUCAUCGACUCUGGAUAUUUUACACUCCUGUAUAUAUCCAGAAUUAAUUUCACUACCUGUUGAUCUAUCGAACAGAAGAACACCACAUGGACCUGAACGACAACAUAAAUUAAUCAUUGAUUCGACUUUUAUUGCAACACUUGAACAUUGUGAUUCAAGAGAACGUAAAACAUAUUAUCAUGCAAAAAGUUCAACAAAUUAUGCAUUAAAAGUACAAAUAACUUGCGAUUUUCAUCAUCGAAUAGUUCAUGUAUCCGAAUGUUAUCACGGAAGUAUACAUGACAUUACAAUUCUAAGGGAUUCAGAUCCGUUAGAACAUGUAAAUGACUCUGUACAAAUCAUUGCAGACAAACGAUACAUUGGUGAAGAAGAUGUAGUUACUCCAAGAAAAAAAUCUCAUGGACGUGAAUUAACAGAUGAAGAUAAAGAGUUUGAUCGUGACAUUAAUAGUGCACGAGCAGCUAUUGAAAAUAUUAAUCAACGUCUUAAAACUUACGCUAUUCUUGGUGGUGUUUAUAGAGGAGCUAUUGAUAACUUCCAUAAAGCAACAAAAAUUGUACAAGUAUAG